Naegleria gruberi is the source of this 2562-nucleotide messenger RNA. RefSeq names its product ubiquitin-conjugating enzyme family protein. The coding region runs from base 1 to 2562 and encodes 853 amino acids. The record is from RefSeq and is a predicted model, not a curated record. The transcript has 2 exons. Gene Ontology annotation, molecular function: protein binding. NCBI's taxonomy places the organism in Eukaryota, Heterolobosea, Eutetramitea, Acrasida, Naegleriidae.
AUGUCUCAACACCAAAAGAUCAAGCCCAAUGCACGUUCGAAAGCAAAUUCAGAUCCGAAUAGUUACAAACAUUGUAAAACUUCUCCAAUUUUAGCCUUGAAAAGAUUAUAUUCCGAAUUUAAAUACAUUCAAGAAAAUCCACUGAGUCAUGUGAGUGCAUGUCCAGCUCCGAUCAAGAAGAAGAAGGCUCUCGAUAAUUUGAAAAUAAUGAAUAUUUAUCGGGAGAUGAAUUUUCAGGUGGAUGAUGAGAGGGAUUUCAUGAUGUGGCACGUAAAUAUUCGAGGAAAUUCAGAUACCAUGUAUGAUGGUGUGGUUUUUCAUGCAGUGAUCAAGUUUAGUGAGAAUUAUCCAAUGGAGGCGCCCACUAUUCGAUUGUGUACGAGGAUGGAACAUCCUAAUGUGGUCGAUUCUGAUAGGAUUUGUUUGGAUUUUCUUGAGGAGUGGAAACCAAUUUAUUCUGUUCAUUCAAUCUUGAUGCAGUUGCAAACGUUUUUAUAUGAUGGAGCAGAUGUGACUAGAGUAUUGUCAAAUAUUCAGGAUCCAAAGACUUUUGAGGAAAAAAAGGAAGAAUACUUGUCAGCUCAGGAAUGGUCAAUGUCACAUGCCAAAGCAUAUGUUAAUAGAAAAGUUGGCCAUUCUAAUCAUUUACCUUCUCCUCCAUUUGUAUCUAGAGAGGAAGAUGAUGGUUUCAAAAGAAUGAAUUGUAAAGUUGAGAAAGUGUUAGCCAACUCAGAUUCAGUUUGCUUCUUUACCAAAACAAGUGAUCUUGUUGGCUAUGGAAUUAACUGUAAAAAGAGAAACGCAAAAUCAUUGGAAAUAUGUUCUAUAUAUUGCUCUCUGGAUAUUCUUUCAUUGAGAGCGUUCAUGAAUUAUAAUGUGAGAGGAAUGUCAAGAGAGAAAACUUCAUUUACACACUGGAUACCAAUCCUUACAGAAACAAAUGAUGAAAUUCAUAUCAAGAAGGUUCUUCACGUUACCAAAUCUUCAUUAGCUAAUUUGUCCAGUUCCCAUUCGAAAAAGAUAGAUUUUUCACCAGAACAAGUUAUUGAAAUUCUUCCUCGAUUGAUGUCUAAUUGUUUGCUUCAAAUGGUUGAUCAGAGAGAAAAGACCACCAAUGCAUUUAUGGCUUGCUUGAGAUUUUUCAGAUUGAUGAUCGAGGCGAUUAAGGAAAUUCCAGAGAUUAGUGAAUUGAUUAAUAGCUCUAUUGAUUCCUUUAUUAGAAGUGAAGAAAGAUCAAAAGAAAAAGUUGGAGAUUUGUUAAACUUUGUAAUGCUAAUUCCAUUUUCAAAAUUUGAUUGGAAAGAUUUGUAUGAUAUCUAUGUUAGAGAAUUCUUGACAAGAUAUGUUAAGAAUAUUUUGAAGAGCUACAAGGAAAUUGCAGAUUUUCAAUGUGCUGAAGUAACUGAUGACGACAGAGUGUCCUAUUCUUUCAAAAGUAUCAGAAAGAGGUUGAAAGAACUCACAUUACACAUUUACUUUAUCCAGAUCUUUUCCGAUUUUAACUCUAUUGAAAGUAUUUCUAAAUUUAUGAAUGAAAAUUGUGGAAUAUUGCCUUAUCAAUCCAUAGAUUCGUUCAUAGAAAAAUUGAACCAAAUUGAAAAGAUGAAUGACUUUAAAACCUUCUUCAAGUUACUGAAUGAAAUGUCAUCUCUCCAUGUAUUUGAAACUCAUGAUAGUGUUAUUGAACUACUCAAAUCCUGCAUUCAGAGUAGUUUACAAAAAGGCUACCAUGGAAAACCUCCAACAAAUUUUAGAAAACACAUAGUUCUAGAAGAUUUGCCAAAACUUACAUCAGAACAAGAAUGGAAAAUUGCUUGCAAUUCAAAAUGGAGAAUUUCAAAACUUCCUUACUAUUUAAAGGAGAUGAAAGACGCAUGGAUGCAAUUAUAUUUACAAAAGUCGAUGAGCAGAACUCUUCGUGAAAUGGCUGAAAGAAAUAAUUUCAUUCUCCUUUCUGGAAUGAUUAGCAGAUAUUCUAAAUGCAAAUGUUUGGAGACUUGUUGGUUCAAUGGUUGCCAAGAUGUUUUGACGAAAAUAUUAUCAUCCCUUCCAAUUAGUACAAUAAUUCUCAAACAUUGGAAUAUCGAGUAUCAGGAAAAGGAUAAAGGAGCAGACUUUGAGACAUUCUUUUAUUCUAUUAAGAGUGAUUAUUCUAGAAGAGCAUUAAUAGAGAGCUUGAUAUUUCAUGAUUCAAAGAUUACAGGAUCAGAUCUCUCUUCAUUCUAUAUUAACUUUCCAUCAUUGAAAAUAUUAGACUUUAGCAACAACAAGAUUGGGGAUAACGGUGUCUCAUAUCUUGCCGAUUUUUUGAAAAAAUUGAAAAACUGCCCUAAUCUAACCUAUUUAGAUCUUUCUCAUUGUGAUAUUGGAGAAAGAGGGACACAAAGAAUUGGAGAUAGCUUACUAGCUAAGAAGAAUCUGAAGACAUUCAAAUUCACUGGAAACAAGUCACCACCUGCUCUUUUUUCAAUUGCUCAUUCAUUGAGUUAUUCCCCUUCCAUUGAGAAUAACAUUUUUACAGGAAUUUGCAUGUUUGAAAACAUUGGAUCUUUCAAAUAUUGA